Mytilus californianus (California mussel) is the source of this 2222-nucleotide messenger RNA. RefSeq lists its product as uncharacterized. Lineage: Eukaryota; Metazoa; Mollusca; Bivalvia; Mytilida; Mytilidae. The record is from RefSeq and is a predicted model, not a curated record. The coding region runs from base 149 to 613 and encodes 154 amino acids. The transcript has 6 exons.
AUAAUCAUGUCUUCGACGCGUGGAUGUGCCGAAAAAUGUUUCUAUUUAGACAGGGAUUGUUCCAAUUGUCUUCUUUAUGAAGGAUUGAACUAUUAUAAUUUGUUAAUUUUAACAAAAACCUCAAAAUGCAAGGAGUACAAAUUUUUGCAUGAAAUUUGGAAUUUUUUGGAGUCGUUCGAAAACAAUGAAUGACACAGAGUUCAAGGUCGGUGAUAUUGUUGCCACAGUGGUUAUCAUCUUGUCAUUAGUGAUAGCUAUUGUCAUUGCUGUUUGUUGUCGAUGUAAUAAAAGACAUAAACAGGAUAGUAAGAAGAUUAUUGUAGACAGAGAUGCAACAUACAUUCCGGUAGCCAAAAUUAUGGGUUCUGAUUGUGGUGUCUGUCUAGAUUCUAAAGAUUCCAGAAUGGGUCAAAUUGUUAAACUACAUUGUAACCAUACAUUCCAUCAAAAGUGUAUGACAGAGUCUUUAAAAAGUCAGACAAAGUGCCCUUUAUGUAGGCAGCGGGUAAAACAGUUUACACCAAGUCAGAGAAUAUUUGCAUAUUUUCAGACUAAAAUAAACCAGUUUCGAUAUAACUACAAUGAUGAACAGGAUAUCGAAAGUAAUGUAUGACAAUAGUAAAAUGUCUAAGUCUUAUCUGCAUUUAUUAUCGUCCGAAUGGAUUUUCAUGGAUAAAAUCAUUUGGACCUUGAAACUGAAAUCCAGGUUCCCGACAGAGUCUUCCUCAACAUCAUUAUGAUACAAUGAAAUUGUGUAUAGUAAUGUUUUCUUGUGAAUGCAAAUUUGCUGGACUUCUGGAUAACCCAUAGGAUCAUCUAUAUUAUCUAUAAACUUUAAUCAGUAAAUUAAUGUUGAUGAAAAAUAUUGUAAUCAAAUCGCAGAAUUCAAAGCAAACCACGUCAGUACUAUUCCCACAAACAAAACAUCGAUAGACUGUUUAUGUUCUUAACUUCAUCACACAUUAAAUUUCAGCUGAUACAUAUUAAAAUCCAGUAAAAAGUAAGACAUACAUAUCAAGGAACGUACUUGUAAAAGGCAUCCAAAUAGAAAAAGAAAUGUUCUAAGAAUGUACAGAUAUAUUUCAUGUAUGAAAGCAACAGUAGUAGUUAUACUUUAUCCACUAUACAUAAACUCAUCAAAGAUAACUAUAUGCUAGUAAUUUUACAUAAUGCCAUGGUUGCAAAAUUCAGACAAAACACACGGACACAUGAGCACCAUUGUCUGUACAUUGCUUGGGGAUAUUCUAUAAAAAAAAAAGUUUUUUUUAUUUAGAAAUGGUGGGCUUUAGAAUUGUGGAAGCUCAUUUAUUAUAACGUGCAAGGUUAGUUUUGACCAAUUCUUGACAUUUGCCGUAUGUCGUAAAAUAUUUCUGUCGAUAAAUUGGACACAUUGGGAAUCCAACGUGGCCUGCAUAAACAAUAACGGUCCGAUUUAAAAUAUAUGGCAUAGGACUUUGCAGAUGCACCAACAUUGUCAAUAUAAGUAUUAAAUGUAAAACUUCAAUGUAAAGUCGACAUGUCUCUUGGGAAUUAGCCACCAAGCUUUUCUGAAAUGAUACAGUUUGUCAAAAUAGAUGAAUUGGAACAAAAAUAAUAAUACAUUCUCAUAAAUCCUGAAAAGAUCAAAUAAACCCAUUAUAAUCUCCCUCCAAACGAUGAUGCCGAUCCCAACCAUCAUCAACUAGGCAUCGUUACUUAAACCAAUGAAAUUUAAAAAAACAAUACAAUAUCUGAAAAUAUUGAAAGAUAAAACAUUACUUGUGUUUUUUUUAUGAAUGUUUGACGACUCUUACUUCUAUACAAUACACGGGGUCUCCAUUAUUAACAAAAUAAAAGGUGACAAAAUUAUAAUUUUUUUCUUAUUGGUAUAUACGUAGACUGUAUGUGUGUGUGUGUGACUUUCAAUUAUUUAUCGCCUGUUCAUUUGAAGUAUUAAAUACUUCAUUCAUAUGUGUCCAUUUAUUAUCAUUUAUUUCAAUUUCUCGUUUAUCACCAUUCCCAAUUGUCAUUAAAUUUUCACGUUAUGGCAAGGUCACUAACAUAUUACCAAACUUUACAUUAUAUGACAUUAAUGCGUCAGCUUAUAUUGUAUUAAACUUAUUUUAACUGUUAUUUAAAUUAAUGAAUAUAAUAUCAUUCAUUAUUGAUUUCAGUUACAUAUAAAAAAAAAAAAACAUCUUUUGUGAUCUUGUCUCCUAAACAAUAAAAUAAAAUGAUAUUGA